AGCGAUUUUAGGGUUUAUGAAUUUACAUAGUCUUCCUUCUUUUCAUUUGGUAACUGUCUCUCACUGCCACUCAUCCCAUAAUUUGUUAAGGCGAUUCAAGAAAAACCUAAAGAUGCAGAACGAAGAUGGACAAAUCACCGAGCUCUACAUUCCUAGGAAAUGUUCUGCUACAAACAGAUUGAUAACUGCUAAGGAUCACGCUUCAGUUCAAAUUAACAUUGGUCAUUUGGAUGAGAGCGGUGUCUACAAUGGUCACUUCUCCACUUUCGCUCUCUGUGGCUACGUUCGCGCACAGGGAGAUGCCGACAGUGGACUUGAUCGCCUGUGGCAGAAAAAGAAAGUUGAACUUAAACAGUAAAGGGGUUUAAGCAUGCUCACAUCUUUGUUAUGUGUUGAGUUCUACUUUUGCUAGAAAUUUUGGAUUAUGUAUUUUGAUACAUGUUUUGAAUUUGAUUUGGUAACUUCAACUGAAGCUGUUUUUAGCUUUAAAACAUAUUUAGUUUUCUCUACCCUGCACAUUUUACGACCAUUUCUUUUGUUGCGGUAAUUUGUUGUUCCAAUUUAAUAGUAUUGUUUUCAGUUGUUUUUGGUUGAAACACCAAUUUUCAGUUGUUUUUGGUUGAAUCACACAAUGAGAUUUGAGAACUA
Messenger RNA from Cicer arietinum (chickpea), 648 nucleotides. Its product is annotated as small ribosomal subunit protein eS21y. Gene Ontology annotation, cellular component: ribosome. Gene Ontology annotation, biological process: translation. Lineage: Eukaryota; Viridiplantae; Streptophyta; Magnoliopsida; Fabales; Fabaceae. Gene Ontology annotation, molecular function: structural constituent of ribosome. The record is from RefSeq and is a predicted model, not a curated record.